CUCUCCUGAACCCGCCGCCUGCUGUAUUUGUCGAAGGAAGGCGGGAGGUGACGAUGGCCAGCUUUUCUGCUGAAUUUCGGCAGAAUUGAUGUUCGGUCAUCGAGGUCUGAAGGGUUCUGCGUUCCGGGGUCGAGUUACGAGUCGCUCGCAGGUCGCCACCCCUUGCCCCUCGUCGGAACGAGCCCGAAUUCUGUCCACCGCAGUGAAGUGAUGUUUCUCCCGUCGUCGGCUUCAAACCUUUUCGGGAAGAUUCGGGCUCCGUCCUCCGUCCACACUGACAGACAGGAGAGCAGGAGUUUCUUCUUGCGAAAUGAGGAAUCAUAUGGAAGCUCAGGCGGAGUAAUCUGAUGUCGCGCAUGGGUGAAAACUCGUAAUUUUUCCAAGUUGUCGUGGUCUACUGGAGGCUGAGCUGUAGCCUUGAAUCAAGAGAUCCGAAUUAGAAAGGGUCGUAGAUUAGGGGACACCGAAGAAGUGGGAGACUGGGAGAGUUGCCGCCGAAAGGUUGGUCCGUUCGAUCGUGACUUUUAGAGGCGAGCCGGUUCAGGAGUAUACGAGAUGGACUUUGUUAGCGUCGUGUGUGUCUGGACUGUGGAAAGUCCGCGCUCAUGCUUUUGAAAAUGCAGUCCUCGGAGCCAUGGUCGGAGCAAAGCGAAACUACCCUUUCGAGUAUGUGGGCAGGGGUCCGGCAAAAGUUCAGAAAGAAGAUACACAAUCAAUUUAUGAAGCCACCCUCAACAAGCUUAAGCACGGCGCACUUGCAAGUUUACGCACCCGUGUUCGGCUGGGAGAGCAACAUGCAGGGAAGAAUUCAGGACAUAAUGAAGGCGCGAAUCGCCAAACUGAAAACCGUGCUGGGGUUGCCAAAGCAGCCGACUCGAUGGAAACUUUAAUCGGCGUGCAGAUUCCUUCAGAGGAUGACCAGGAGAUGUAUCCUUGCUGCUACGUAUGUUCUUCCAGUUCGACCAGCACAACUUGCUGCCAUUGCACGAGGGCGUGCUGUGGGACGUGUUCCAGGACCUGUGACGGAUGCCAAGGACUGUUCUGCUCCAUUUGCUGCACAGCCAACUACGAUGAGCGCAACGAUCGUAGCUUUUGUUUCGAGUGCGAGAGUGGGAGAGCUUCCGUUGUCCUCGCCCCGGUUUACUCGGACCGUGACCAACUAGCACUAGCAUCUUCGAGAUUUCGACAAUCGACGUUGGAUUACCUCUUCUGUAGUAAUACUACCCAGAGGGCGGAAGAUGAUAGAUCGUGCAGUAUGGAUAUAAUGUAGAUCUGUGUAAAUUUUCAUAUGAAAUGCACACGAGUUGUGCGAUAUUUGUUCUAAAGUUCAUGAUUUUUAUUCGCUCCCUAGAUUACAUGUGUUUGAUCAAGGGACUUUCAGAAUGUAGAUCGAAGGCCUUGAGCCGUCCAGGAUCCACAGCCCAUUGCCGAACGAUUUGCCGUCGCCCGCAAUGAGGGUUUACAUUCACUUAUAUGUCGGAAAAAGGUAGAAGACAUUGAGUUCUUGCAGUGGGCUCAUGAUAGCCAGAGUAAACCCGUCGGGUAGGCAGGAUACAGAGUGCAUCUUCAUUUUGUCGAUCACCUUAUCAGUUUGAGGGCACUCGUAGAGCAAGCGAGGUGAGAAGCUGUUUUGCUGUUUUCUCGUUGUUCGAAAUGCCUUCAACACAGGACCUCGAGUUAAUCUGUUCUAAAAGUAUUGUACCAUGGCAUGCUGGGUUGUGGGGUGAUUAUCGGCAUAGAGUCUACUCGGGAUCUGGCCCCAGAUCAUGAAUCUAUCUCGCUUAAGAGCAGAAAUUGUUCGCAGCGUUGAUGUUGCAAACGGACCCUAAUCUCCAGUUUGAUUUCUCGCUUUAUCGAAUGAUUGGAAUCGCAUUUGCUCAUUUUUUAAUGCUCGUUGUACACCCAAGUCGUUGGGAAACUGUGUCUUUGUCCUGCUUUACAUGGUGGACCAUUUUCCUUGAGGUCUGUUAGGAUGAAAAAUGGAGUUAAUGCGAAGAAUACCGUCGAGUCUGGAAGCUCUGAGUUACUUCUAAUAAGGCGCGUGUUUUGAGCUGAUCAGCAAACGGCCAAGAAGAACUAUUGCAGGUUUG
Messenger RNA from Marchantia polymorpha subsp. ruderalis, 2090 nucleotides. The record is from the annotation of a GenBank genome assembly. Lineage: Eukaryota; Viridiplantae; Streptophyta; Marchantiopsida; Marchantiales; Marchantiaceae.